This is a messenger RNA of Trypanosoma grayi, 13794 nucleotides long. Its product is annotated as putative dynein heavy chain. Gene Ontology annotation, molecular function: ATP hydrolysis activity; ATP binding. Gene Ontology annotation, cellular component: preribosome, large subunit precursor; nucleus. The coding region runs from base 1 to 13794 and encodes 4597 amino acids. Lineage: Eukaryota; Euglenozoa; Kinetoplastea; Trypanosomatida; Trypanosomatidae. The transcript has a single exon. Gene Ontology annotation, biological process: ribosomal large subunit assembly; rRNA processing. The record is from RefSeq and is a predicted model, not a curated record.
AUGAUCUUGACGCCGACAAGCGAGCGCAACCUUAGUAAUCUAAAGGUAGCUUUGGAUUCGUCGACAGCGGUGCUCAUUCAAGGGGAUAUAGGAUGCGGAAAAAGCUUUUUGGCAAAUACAAUGGCAGAGCAGUAUGGAGCGAAGGAUACCAUGAUACAAGUCAAUGUCGACGAUUCAUUUGAUAGCAAGGACCUGCUUGGGAAAUUUUCAGCAACAGAUACCCCCGGUGCAUUUGAAUGGGUUCCUGGUCCUCUUACUUCCGCAGUUGAAAAUGGCUAUUGGAUCCUUACAGAGGACAUUGAUUUGGCAUCAUUUGAUGUCUUCUCAGUGCUUCUCUCACUCCUUGAGGAGUCCACUCUUUUUCUGUCCGAUAAAAACAAACGGAUUCGCGCUCACCCGAAUUUCAAGAUCAUAGCCACCCAACAGCUACGUGCCGUUGGUGGUACAUUUACCACACGGAAGGUGAAUUCUAUUCCCUUUGCAGAGCUUUGGGGCACUGUUGUUAUGGAAAGUUUACCACCGGAAGAAGUAUGCACGGUUGCAACCUCAUUCUAUUCCGUACCACGAAGUGUUGUCCAUAACUUGGCUACACUCUUGUCUCCACGUACAGGGGCCCCGUUGGUAACACUGAGAAGUCUGCUUAAAUGGUGUAAGCGAGUGAACAAAGGACUCCCCAAAAUGGACUCUUCGGAUGGUUUUCUUUCUUCAACGGUUCGAGAGCUUAUGUUUCGUGAGGCGUUCGACUGCGUUCUCGCCGGCUAUCCUGCAGGUAAUGAUUUAACAGUCGCUAUGAUAGUCCUCGCUGAAACUCUGGGUAUAUCACCUAACAUUGCCGAUUCGCUUGUGAAAGAAAGCAGACCUGACAUGGAAUUGGCGAAGGAGUACUUUACGGUUGGUCGUGUAACGAUGCCCCUGCAGGGUGGUAUAGUACAAAAUAGAUCUAGUCGUGUCGCCUUUGCUGCCACAAAGCACGCGAUGUCUCUUUUGGAACGAAUUGCCGUCGCUGUUGAGUCUGGUGAAAAUGUCCUUCUAACUGGUGAAACAGGUGUGGGGAAGACAUUUCUUGUGCAGUAUCUUGCGGAUCAGAUUGGGCAGAAGUUGAUUGUACAUAAUCUCAACCAACAAACGGACACAAGUGAUUUUAUGGGAGGUUGGAAACCGCUUGAUGUAGGUGUUGCUGUAAGGGAUGCGUAUCACCGGUUUGUGGAGCUUUUUUCGCAGAGUUUUAAUUCUACUCGAAACGUUCAGUUCUUGGAUGCUCUUCAGGCUGCUCUAAGAAAAUGCUCCUGGUCAGCUGUGGUUAAACAAAUUUUGAAGGGAUAUAAUUCUUUUAAAUUGAAGCACGCCCGACAGCCGUUUGCAGAGGAGUUGGUGGAAAAUUGGUCUUCUCUCGAACACACAGCCAUUGAGUUACUGGAGACGUUGGAAAAGACGAAAACGACUUUUGCCUUCCAGUUUGAAGAAGGCUCUUUGGCGAAGGCCUGGAGAGAAGGUUCUUGGAUUCUCUUGGAUGAGCUGAAUCUCGCGACGACAGAAGUACUUGAAAGAGUUUCUUCUGUGCUUGGAGAUGUUGAUGCUUUGUUUCUGACCGAAAAGGGGAACUGUGAACCGAUAAAGAAGCAUAAGAAUUUUCAUGUGUUCGCCAACAUGAAUCCUCCAACAGACGUCGGGAAGAAGGAUCUCCCGCCCUCUCUGCGGUCAAAGUUUACUGAAUUGUAUGUGAAUGAACCAUUUGAUCGGAAUGAUAUUAAUAUUGUGGUCAAUGAAUACAUCGGUCAUCUUGCGCCUGACUGCAAAACUCAAGAGAUAACAACAUUCUUCCUCGAAUGUGUGGGGGGUUCAAAAUCGUCACUCUGCUCGCUGGACGGCGAAACGAAGCCACCGUCUUUCAGUCUGAGAACACUUACGCGUGCUCUUACGUAUGUUAGAAAAGCUACAUCGCAGUAUGGGUUUGCGCUGGCAUUAUUUGACGGUUUGAUGCUGGGGUUUGCAACAUCUCUGCAGAGGCAGUUCCACUCGGUUGUGGAACAACUGAUAAUUAAAAACGUAUUUUGUGGAAAGCAGCCUCCCCACCCAACUCUGCCAUGCUGCCCAUAUGAGGGGAAGUUCAUAGCUUAUGAGCACUUAUGGUUGCCAAUAGGAUGUGAAGAGUCUAAGACGGAUGAAUCCUUCAUUUUGACACAGAGUGUACGAGGACAUUUGCUAAAUGUCGCGCGAGCGGUUUUCGCUGAUCGCCCUGUGCUUCUUGAAGGCCCCACAUCAUCUGGUAAGAGUUCUAUGGUGAGGUAUCUUGCUGAGCUCACUGGAAACAAGUUUGUUCGUAUAAACAAUCAUGAAAGUACUGAAAUUCAAGAAUAUGUUGGUCAUUACGUAUCUGAUGAGCGAGGUAAGCUUCGUUUUGUAGACGGUAUCCUUGUGGAUGCGGUGCGUAAUGGGUAUUGGGUUGUGCUAGAUGAAUUAAAUCUUGCACCCACAGAUGUUCUUGAGGCGCUAAACCGACUUCUUGACGACAAUCGUGAGCUCUUUGUGGCUGAUACCCAAGAAACGAUAAAGCCUCACCCUAAUCUGCGCAUUUUUGCUACUCAAAAUCCUGCAGGUGUGUAUGGAGGUCGCAAACUCCUCUCAAGGGCCUUCCGUAAUCGCUUCUUGGAAAUCACAGUGGAUGAUAUACCAACUACGGAGCUGUGCACGAUUUUGUGUCAACGGUAUUCACUCAGUACAAGCUUUGCUGAAAAGAUGGUUGAGAUCAUGGUAUCACUACAAUUAAGGCGUCAAGCUUCACAGGUAUUUGCGGGCCGGCAUGGUUUUAUCACUCCCCGAGAUUUGAUUCGUUGGGCUGAGCGUCGCCCUGGUACUUACCAAGAAAUGGCAGAACACGGUUUCCUAUUACUGGCAGAGCGGUGCCGUAAGACUGAGGAACGACAAAUUGUUAAGGAUGUCAUCGAAUCCGUCACACGAACUGAGCUGGAUGAAGAUGAAGUUUACUCACCGCACCACUGGCCUUACGUCAAGGAGUACUAUAACUUGUUAGAAAGUGGUGUUGUUGAUGAAUUUGGUAUUGUAUGGACUGAAUCGAUGCGCCGCCUUUUCACAGUGGUCGGAAUUUGUCUCCACCACAAGGAACCUGUACUGCUGGUUGGCGAGACCGGCAGUAGCAAGACGACUGUAUGCCAAUUGUGGGCGGCGCUCUUGAGACGUCACCUUAGUAUUGUCAAUUGCCACCAACACAGUGAAGCAGCCGAUUUCCUAGGAAGCCUUCGUCCUGCCCUUCCGGAUCAACGAAGUAAGGCUAUUUUUGAGUGGCGCAAUGGCCCUCUUGUGGAGUGCAUGCUUCAGGGUGGUAUGUUCGUGCUUGAUGAAAUCUCACUUGCAGAGGAUAGCGUGCUUGAACGAUUAAACAGCGUUUUGGAACCGUCACGUGUUGUCACCCUUGCUGAGAAGAGUACAGCUGAUGUUAUAUAUGCACAUGACGAUUUUAUGAUCCUUGCGACAAUGAACCCUGGAGGUGAUUUUGGAAAAAAAGAGCUCUCUCCAGCUCUUCGUAACAGGUUCACAGAGAUUUAUGUUCGGCCAACAACCAAUGAGGAAGAGGUUGCAUUGAUUCUAUUGAAGCGUUUGGAGCCACGUCUCGAACCUUGGGCGAAAAAGAUGGCAUCUCUUCUAUGCGAUGCCUCAAAAGCUACAACAUUGUCUGGAGCACCUCAACACAUUAGCAUUCGGGACAUUAUCGGGUGGGUCUCUUUUAUGAAUGCUGCCAACAAUCACCUCGAUGACGGUGUUGCAUUCAUGCAUGGACUAGAUGCCGUGAUUCUUGAUGGUUUUGGUGUUGGAACGGGUCAGAUAGAUUUUGGCACGCGUGGACUGCGUGAUGUCUGUCUGGCAAGGGCCAAGGAUGUGAGUAACAUGGAUGAAAGUUGCCUACAAGUGCCGUUCUGGGAGCUAUUCGACACUAUGGAAGAACCAAGUCUUCCACCAGAGAUGGAGAAACGUUUCUUCUUUGGUGCACCUUCGACGCGCCGAAAUUUGUCGAAACUUCUUCGUGCAAGUAUUAUGCGCAAGGCCGUCCUCCUUGAGGGAAGUCCUGGAGUUGGUAAGACAAGUAUCGUAGAAGCUCUGGGAUGCGCCCUCGGCAAGCGUGUCGUGCGCAUCAACUUGAGCGAGCAAACGGAUAUUAUGGAUCUCUUUGGCACAUACUUGCCCUGCCCAUCAUCUAGCGACACUGAUGGUCCCCAAUUUGCUUGGUCUGACGGUGUUCUGCUGCAGGCUCUCAAGAUUGGAUGGUGGGUUGUUCUUGAUGAGCUAAAUCUCGCAAGUCAGGCAGUGCUUGAAGGCCUUAACGCCCUUCUGGAUCAUCGCUCAGCCGUUUUUAUCCCGGAGUUGAAUGAAGAAUUCCACGCAGCAGACGACUUUCGCGUAUUUGCGUGUCAGAACCCACUAAUGGAGGGUGGUGGUCGAAAAGGAUUGCCCCGCAGCUUUCUUAACCGUUUUACUAAGGUGCGCAUUGAGGCAUUCGAGGUUGAAGAUUUGAUGUGUAUCGUGCUUGCGGUUUGUCCGGAGAUUGACAGUGCCAUACUGGGAAAAAUGGUGCGUUUUGUGGACGAACUGCACCACGAUGUGAUGUUUCGCCGAGCGUACGGAAUGCGUGGAAGCCCUUGGGAGUUCAACUUGCGUGAUGUCCUUCGUUGGUCCAAGCUGAUGGAGAUGUACCAGGCUAUAGACAGACCAUGCCAAUUCGUGGAAAUGCUGUUUAUUCAACGCAUGCGCACAGAUAUAGACAGGAACAAGGUUCGCGACUUGGCGACAAAGUAUUUCGGCCACGGUAUGGAUGAUGCUUACGCUACACGGGAAUCGGACUUUCUCAUCGCUAAUAAUGCUGUUUACUUUGGUGGCUCACUUCUUGCACACCGGAUGCAAGAGCCGGUGAUCUCAACUGGAUCCUGCUACCCAGUUCUUCUUCCUUCCCAGACAGAUGUGAUACGGUCAGUGCUUACAUGUGCGGAACAGAAUCAGUUCUGUUUGCUGGUGGGCCCUAGUGGGGCAGGGAAAACAUUCUGCAUUCGCACUGCGGCAGAGUUGGUGGGGGCGCGACUUGUCACUUUUUCCAUGAACGCGAGCUGCGACACGGUGGAUCUCCUCGGUGGGUUUGAUCAGGUCGAAGGAAAACGGGGACAGUUUGAAUGGCGUGAUUCCCUUAUUCUGGAGGCGAUGCUUUCUGGUCAUUGGCUCGUAUUGGACAAUGUGAACUAUUGCAACGCCAGUGUCCUGGAUCGUCUCAACCCGCUUGUGGAGCCAAACGGAAUGCUCUCGGUUAACGAGGAGGGUCUGGUUGAUGGCCAUGUUCGCGUCGUGUGGCCGCAUCCCAAUUUUCGUCUCUUUGCAACUCUUGACCCAAAGUACGGUGAGAUAUCGCGUGCCAUGCGGAAUCGUGCGGUGGAGAUUUACGUAACACCUAUCAGUAUUCCUUCCAUCGAAAGUGUUGCACUGGCUGGGGCGUCAUCUUCCUCCAGGUCUAUUGAGCUCCUUGGCAAGCUAACCCGCUAUCACCGUGAGUUCGUACUCCGCGGAUUUCAUGCAGAUUCUACUUUACCCAUCUCAGCACAGCUGUCCGAUGCACUGGCAGCGGGUGCACCUAACAUGUUUACGUUGGUAAAGACGGCGACGAUGCUGACUGCCGAGGCUACUUUGGUGGAUCUCAAAGCGGCACUUCUACACAAGUACAUCCAGAACCGCUGUGGUCACUGGGGUGUCAACAAGGCCGAAAUUUUGGAUUCCCUUGAGAGAUUGAUAAAUGAGGACCCACUCGAGCUCCACAGAUGUUUUCCUGCCGUUAUAGACCUCUUGGGUGCUAUGAGCCUGCGUGAAGCGGCAGAUGGUGCAGAUGUUGAAGCAGCUCUCAUACGUAUUCGGGUUCAUCGUAGUGGUUUGGCUCUGAGAACCCUGGCGACAUCUUCUUGCGAAGCCGCACUGGCUCAACACUCCGUUCGGGAUCUGGCAUUGUUUUUUAUAUUGGAACAGUGCAGGGAUGCUAUACCCAGCGAUACGCUGACGACUGCAAGUAGGCAGUUUGUUUCCUCCACUAUGGCAGCUCUGCUUUCUGAAGGUGAGAUGAACGACACAUUGCUGUUAUUCUCACCACACUACAACCAGAGUUCAGCUAUGCCACUCGAUUCUCUUUGGUGUCGUUCCCUUGAAGUAUUGGGUCCACACGCUCCGUGGUUGAAGUUCUUGCGUGGCGCCCGGCCGUUGAUUUCCGAUUCCCCAGUUCUUAACACUGCUUUUCACCGGGUGCUUACCACCCUCUCCGAAGCCGUAGGGACUGUUUCAUUGCCCCAGCUUCAGCAACGUAUAUUCCGUUACUUGUCUCCUUUGAUGCGUCUGAUACACGACUCCAAUUCCACCUUCCAGGUGAGUAGAGAGAACUUUGUUGCAUUAGUAACACGCGUGGCGCUACUCCAAUCAGUAGCAAAAAAACAAACAGUGUUUGACGCCCAUGACCUUGUUAACACCAUUGAUGAUUUCUUUGCCUCACUGCGCCGGUAUCUUGAUGUACCAUACCACCUUGUGGCUGAGAAGUCAGCGGUGCAAAAGCGUGCUGUUCGUCCUCACAUCACCACUAUGGACGAGCGUAACGCACUUGCUGCGUGGAGCGCUGCUGCAAAUGCUGUUAUAGUUGGGCCUCAUGAGCGUUUGAUAAAAGCACUUUGGCGCCCCGCUAUAUUCCGCACUGAGUUUGCGCUGCUGCAGCGUGUUCAACAGGUGAGCAAAGGGGGCUCUGCUGCGUCUGCAAAGGCUCUGCAGGGCGACGUUCGUCAGUUCAUUGAUCUCUACUCCGUGAAGCUGCACGUUUUGACAGAGCUUGAGGUUACUUUGUGGAGAGUACUCUCCCUCAGGCUACAGGAGGGCCAUGACAGUGAAGCCCUGGCUGCUUUGGUGCCGUUGCUGACAACACACUUCGCUGCGCGGCACGGUUUGACUGGUGGGUGCCACUGUCUGUACGGCUCGUGGACCGGCGCCGCGCAGGAGGCUCUCGAAUACGCCUCCCAAGUUUCUGUCGUAUCAAUUGGCUCUCAGAGAGGUGCCCACGCGGACACCAUCACAGAACUUCUGAGCUUUUGCAGCGUGCUGCCUGUCGUGGGCGUGAACCCCUUUGAACAGUUGGAGCUUAACUGUAUGAAGGAGCUGCUUGAGAUGCUAACUGCACAUGCCCCGGAGUUUAUCCCCGCUAUUGUAGCGAAGAAGAACGUGCCCACAAGACAGUUGCCGACGUCAGUAACGGAACUGGUCGAUGCGGUGCGUGAGCUGCUGUGUGCAUCACCCGUUGACCCAGUGGUGGAUGCGGCACGUCCGCUCUUGCAGAUGGUGGUGCACGAAGGCGCAUGCAGCACGACUGACUCGCUGCGUCGCGUGGCGCUGGUAGGGGCAUUGCGCUGCCGUCUGCUACUCCCCCUUUCCCCGGUCGAUCCCAUGUACAAGUGGUUGGUGAAGAAGGAAAUUGCGUGCGAGGAGAUGGGUCGUUUGUCGCAAUUGGAGGCAGCAUUCAAGUGGUCUGAGGAGAUGUCGAUGCGCACGAGUAGCCAGCAGCGACGGCUUGCGCAGGAGCUCCACUCCACGGAGGAGUUUCUUCUUGUCAAGGCGACGGGGAAGAGCAUCGCCCGACCAGACCCGUCAGGUGUGAAAUUUGCUCAGCUCGUCAACAUGCUCCACCAAAUGUGUGCCACCAUGCUGUCCGAUGAUCGCCUCUCCGCUGUGCUGUCCAAGGAAUCGGCUGAGACUUAUGCGGCGCGGGAUACGUGGAGCGAGCUUCUCUAUCAGCAAUUCAUCAACAUGUUGGAGGAAUUUGGCGGGUACGAGGAUGCCACACUCAUUAUGGCGGAGCCGGCACUCUUUGCAGCACUGGCGGCUCACGUCAGUUGUCUUCUGUCAGUGUCGUCCCACAAGGACAACACACUCUUUAGCAAACCGGAUGCAGCGCGCAUGAUGCAAUUUCCGCAGCUUUGCGUGGCCUCACCAACACUGCCUUCUUCUAGCACGCAUGCGCUGCAGCACCGCCUGACGUAUCUUGAUUCUUGUCUAACGGUUCUGCAGAGUAUGCCAGCGCGGGUGCUGAAGCGCGAGAUUGUCGAAAAUCUGUUCAGGCUGUAUCGGGAGCUGCACCGCACAGUAGAGGAGCUGGAGGCAAAGGAGCGCCGUGAGCAAGAGAUGGCAGUGCUGUAUGCAGAGAAGGCUAUCACCAUUGAAGGGGACGAUGAGAAGCAUCUGCGCAAGCUGAAGAUGUUGUUCCCCAGCUAUGAGGCGGAGUUUCUUCGCAUGCGCGACGCCGAGGAAGACCUCAAUGAGUCUGAUGAACACACUGCUGAUGCUGCUGAUGUGCCGCUUCAGACAUCCUCGUCGGAUCGCGUGGGGCGGCACGCCCGCAUCAUGCUCUCCGGGCCACAAGGGUCGCGCUACGUACGGCGUCUACUUGACGCACACUAUCAGUUUUUCAAAGGGCUGUUGUCGCACCAGGAUUCGGCUGUCUUUGACGGCGACAAGGCGUUACAGGCUUUCAAGGCUCGCUUUGAUGUCCUUUCCAGCGAGCUGCACCGGGGCGGGCACAGCGGUGUGUCUGGGCAGGGAAUACUGCUGCCUGUGGGUGAGGAGCAGUUGCUUUUGGGCGGCUUUGCCGCGCGCACGGCGUUGCUGGCGAAGGAGCUCCAGGUGACAGACAUGUCGCUCGAGGAGAAGCGUGCAGCAGGGUUUAACAUAUUCUCUGACCCUGCGCCGUCGGAGCUGCGUCCAUUCAGUGCCGCGUUGCGGGACCUCAUGCGCGUUGUCGAUGAGCUGCGCGCGACGUACCCCGACACCCCGUCCCUGCACCGCUGCUCCCGCAUUGCGGCGGGCAUUGCGGCGCUGCCAGCGCUCACGACCCCGCUCAUGAAGGUCAUGACCGGCUGUGAGGUGUUGCUCCGGGAAUGCUACGAGUGGGAGCGCAACGCCUCCCGUGACACAUCCAUACUGACGCACAUGACACAACUCUCGUCCUUCGUACUGCGGUGGCGUCGGCUGGAGUUGCACUGCUGGUCACAGGUGUUCACGGCGAAGCGCGAGGAAUGGGAGCUGCGUGCCGGCAUGGAGUGGUUCCGCCUCUGUGACCUCGUUGAAGCCAGCCACACCGCUCCCGAUGAGGCGCUGCCGGAACAGUGCAUGCUGUUCUUCCGCCACUGCACAGACUUCAUGUGGGGCGCGCACUACGGCGAUUUCCAUGUGCGGCUGCGCCUGCUGAAGGCGUUUGGUAUGGAGCUCGUCACCUCCACGUCGUCUGAGCCCCCGUUCGCCAACGUGGCGAUGCAUCUUGUGGACUUCUUUGACCAGUUCUCGAGGUUGGUGGCGGAGAAGCUGAGCCUUGCUCUCGCGCCGCUCGAGGAGGAUAUGGAGGCCUUCACCCGCAUCAUGCGCUGGGAGGACUCCACGUACUACGCGGUACGCGCAACAGCGGAGAAGUCGCACCUUAAAAUGGGCCGAGCGCUGGCCGAACUCGACGAGAUCCUGCGCACGCCCGUGCUUGGCGCCAUCUCGAGCGAGGAGCAGCGUUGUGAGGAUGAUGCGUCGAUGGGCUUCGUCCUUCCUUCGGUGGAGUUGGGGAAGAAGAAGAGCAAGAAGAGCCGGGGCAAUGGAAAGGACACCGACAAUGGGAAGAAAGGAAGCGGACCCUCGACGGCUUCUAAACGCAAACGUUCUGGGAAGCGAAUCUCUUCUGAGACACAUCAGCAGCGACAGGAAGGCAACACCAUCGAAGAGGAAGGUGGGGAUGAGGACGCUGAGGAAGAGGUGUGCGGCCUUGUGGCGCAGGGCGUGCAAUUCCUUAACUACGCUUCAGAGGAGAUCAUCGAGCGCGUAAAAGCACUGCAGGCACCCGGGGUUCCACAGAAUCAAAAAAUGCGUGCACUCAAAACGCUCUUUGACGUCAUGGAGGAGAAUGGUGUGCCGCACACGCAUGUGGAGCAGGUCCCGCCGUGGGAUGAGCUCUUUGCGUCGACGAGUGCGCUGUUGACGUGUCGCAGCAUGAACAGUCACCUUGCUGUGAGCCAGCUGGUCGAAGAGGCGGCGGAGGAGCACUACCGCUGUGCACGCUGGCUGCAGCGCAUGCGUGAUGUCAUGCGGCACCCGCACAAGGACCUCAGUGGUGCACAGGCGAAUCGAGGCACGGGCACUGCAGAGUUUCUCUUCGCACUCGCCGUGACGGAGACAGAGCUGGUUGGCGUCCUCUUCGACGUGCGGCAGCAGGUGGUACUUCUGCGCGACUGCGUCGUCGCGUGCGAGGAGUGCGUCGUUCCCGGUGGUGCGGACUUUCUGCACGCAUCGUUGGAGGUCUGCGUGCAGCUGCAGUGUUUCCUGCACGACACCAGAUGGCUUUUACAGGAGCGUGUAUUUGACCUGGAGGGCAUGCGUAGCAGCAUAGAAGAGCUCUGCUGCGGUACGGAAGAGUUGUGGCGCCUUUGCCUUCGCACAGAGGCGCAGCGCCGUGCGGAUGUGCCAGUGGCGGACGCCAUUGUUGAGCAACACGCUCUGCUGCACGGACGGCUGCGUGCUGUUUGCUCCCGGCUGUGCACUACUGGUGUUGGCUGUGUCGACGCCGCGGCAUCUGCGUUGUGUGCGGCAUUUGAUGCAGCAUCGUCUACACGCAGUGCGGCUACUGCUUCGACCGAAACUAAGGUGAAGCGUGCACGUGUGGAGGCUGGAGGCCCAUGGCCACAGAAGCUGCAGAAGCUCCUUGACACACUGGAGACGAACUUUGCUGCUGCUGAAACUCAGUCGCUCGCUUCGCCCGCGAAGGAGGACGAGGAGGCGGAGAAAGAGGCAGUGUAUCGGCGCUACGCGGUGGCGGUGCGGAAGUUGCAGUGCAGUGCGCUGCACGUCACACAAGCGCUGAACACCGUGCUGUGCGACGCGGGACAGGAGCGGCGACUGCUGGCUUCGCAGCGCCAGGAGUUGGUGGCACGCCUCGACAGCAGCCUCGCGCGUGUUGACGUCUUGCUGCAGGAGAGCAGCGCGGCACUGCUCGCGCAGUCGCGACUCGGCCUCGUGCUGUCACGGCUGCUGUGUGUGCUGCUGAAGAAGGGCUUCUGCAAGCCGGACGACGCUGAGGACGACGAUAAUGACGGCGACGGCGACGGUGACGGCGAGCAGCAGCAGCAGGACGGCACCGGCAUGGAUGACGGGCACGGCGAGAAGGACGUGACGGACCAGAUCGAGAACGAGGACCAGCUGAUGAACAUGAAGGACAAGGAGGAGCAGCCGGAGCAGGAGAAGGAAAAUGAACAGAACGGCAACAGCGACGAGGACAACGCCGCGGAUGUUGAGACAGACUUCAAGGCUGAGAAGGAGCGGCGCGACGAACAGCAGCAGGACGAAGAAGACGACGGUGAUGAUGACGAGUCGGAGCAGGAGAUGGGCAGCGUCGACGGCGACGACGCGCAGGAGCGGAAGCGGAUGAAGAAGGACAAGAACGACGGCAACGACAUGGACAGCGACGACGAGGGCGGCGCCGAAGACAUCCCAGAAGACGCGCUCGCCAACGAAGAGCCCGAUGACGCGCGCCAGCAGGACGCUGACGAAAACGAAACCGGAAACUUUGAGAACCGCGAGGCCGCGCUGCGUGACGCGGAGCAGGAACUACAGGAGGGCGAACACGACCUUGCCGCCGACGCCGACGGCAUCGAGGACGACAACAAGGAUAGCGACAACGACGAUGAUGGUGAGAGCCGCGACGGCGAUGGCACCAUCAGCAGCGGCAGAGAGGAUGACGAGGGCGACGAAGACGGGGAUAACGAUAGGGGCAGCAGAGACCGGGACGACAGCCGCAGCGACGGGGGGUCGACGGACGCAUCCAAAGAGCCACGCGGGGAGGAUGAGGAGGAGAGCAUCAGCAACGACGACGUGGAGGACGGGGAGUCGGCGGAUUCUUACAGCGGUGACGACGACGACGAUCGGCCUGACGAGAGUGUGCACCAUGGCGGCCGGCAGGACGAGCACACCGGCGAAGAGGCAACGGAGCAGAAGCAGGACGACAAGGACGGGAAGCGGCGCGAGGCGGCACAGCAACCGGACGCCGCCGGCACCGAGGAACAGCAGCCCGGCGACGAGCAGCAGCCAGAUGACGCCGGGCGCAACUGGCAGCGGCAGGAGAAGAACGACCCAUCGCGGCGCCGUGACAACACUGAACGCAACGCAUCGUCGCGCAACCCGUACCGCGCCAUCAAGGAGGCGCUGCAGCGCCACGAGCGGCAGGCGCAGCAGCUGAAUCUCAAUCAGCGCGUCGACGUGACAAAGCAAAAACCGCCUACGCAAGAGCAGCAGAAGCAGCAGCAGCAGCAUCUGGAGAAUGAAGAGACGAUUGAGGAGUUUGAGUUUGACGAGGAGGGCGAGCGCGAGGGCAUGGCCGCCACUGACGAAGCGCCGGUACCCGUCACCGAGGCAGAGCGUGAACUGCCGGAGAUGCAGGAAGCGAAGAACAGUGACGCGGGUAGCGACGGCGAGGGCAGCGACGACGAAGAGGCACCGGAGGACACAGCCCGGCGCCGCCGCAAGCCGGCAGAGGACACCACGCUUGACAUGCACAGCGAUGACGAUGACGACGACAACGAGGAGGAGAACACCGAUAAGACAAAGGGCAAGCGCCGUGUGAAAGUCACUGGGAAGACGUCUCGCGCGGAGGAAGAUGACGAGGAGGAGGACGAGGAAGAGGAUCAGCAACAGCAGGACGCCACAGACGACGCGGCGGACAAGAUGCAGCGCGGCCGCCGGCUCUGGCAGGAGCAGGCAGCAGCAGUGCAGGGGCUGUCGCACCAUCUGUGCGAGCAGCUGCGCCUCAUCCUCGCCCCGACGCUUGCCGACAAGCUGCAGGGCGACUACAAGACGGGCAAGCGGCUCAACAUGAAGCGCAUCAUUCCAUACAUUGCCUCACAGUUCAAAAAGGAUCGCAUAUGGCUGCGGAGGACGAAGCCAAACAAGCGCAACUACCAGAUCCUUGUUGCACUUGAUGACUCCUUCAGCAUGCACUGCAACAACGCCGGUGUAAUGUCGUGCCGUGCGGUCGCCCUUCUUGCUGAGGCGCUGCGCCAACUCGAGGUUGGUGAGCUCGGCCUCGCCUGUUUUGGCAAGGACACACGCAUCGUGCACGGCCUCGACGAGCCCUUCACGGGUGAAAGUGGGCCGCGGGCCUUCAGCGAGAUCACCUUUGCGCAGAAGUCGACAAGCCUGCGGCUUCUGUUAGAAACUUCUCUGGACUACCUCGACAACGCCCGGGAUCGCAUGCGCGGGCAGACACGCUCCACUACGGAGCAGCUGCAGCAGAUGAUGUUUAUCAUAAGCGAUGGACAGAUCACGGAGGACCGCACCCAGCUGCGCAAGUUGCUGAUGCGCGCUGAAGAAAACCGACAAAUUGUUGUUUUUGUGCUCCUUGACGUCAAAGCGGCUGCAGCGGCAGCAGGAGACAACACACCAGCUCAGCAGCCGACGCAACCGCAGACGACUACUGCUGCCCCGCUCACUGCGAAGGACCUCACCGGACUUACACCCGCUGAGCGUAUGCGGCGUUUGAAGGCAGAGCGCGAGGCGCGGCUCCACCGUGUGCAGUCAAACUCAGUUUUAGACAUGCAGCUGGUUGAGUUUAAGGGCGGUAAGGUGGUGCGCCGCUCCUACAUGGAGGAGUUCCCCUUCCCGUACUACCUUAUUGUGCGGGAUCUCGAGACCUUGCCCGGGGCCAUCGCUGACGCCAUGCGCCAGUGGUUUGAGCUUCUUAACCUGCAGCAUUAG